Molecule: messenger RNA, 2089 nt
Organism: Scophthalmus maximus (turbot)
Lineage: Eukaryota; Metazoa; Chordata; Actinopteri; Pleuronectiformes; Scophthalmidae
Gene: hnrnph1
Product: heterogeneous nuclear ribonucleoprotein H1
Exons: 11
Coding region: 178-1350 (390 amino acids)
Biological process (GO): regulation of RNA splicing
Cellular component (GO): nucleoplasm; ribonucleoprotein complex
Molecular function (GO): RNA binding
Source: RefSeq, a predicted model, not a curated record
CGCAAGGUUUCAACUGCAUCACGCAGCUCUGGUCAUACAUACUCUCCGGCGUGCUGUAUCUACGCUUGUAUCGGGACAAUUCAUCAACGUAGCUGUAGUAUAAUCUGCCUCGCCGAAUCUCAACGCCAAGGGGGCUUUUACUAGUAGCCUAAUAAAGCUACCGGAUCAUAACCAGACAUGGCUGAUGAGGGAUAUGUGGUACGCAUCAGGGGUCUCCCUUGGUCCUGCUCAGUGGAUGAAGUACAGAGGUUUUUCUCAGCAGAUUGCAAAGUCAUCAACAAUGGGGGAGGCGGCAUCCACUUCACCUACACGAGAGAGGGGCGUCCCAGCGGGGAGGCAUUUGUGGAGCUGGAGACGGAGGACGACCUGAAGAUCGCGGUGAAGAAGGACAGAGAAACGAUGGGUCACAGAUAUGUGGAGGUUUUUAAAUCCAACAACGUCGAGAUGGACUGGGUCAUGAAGCACACAGGGCCGAACUGUCCAGAGACGGCAGGAGACGGGCUCGUCCGGCUCCGAGGCCUUCCCUUUGGUUGCAGCAAGGAGGAGAUAGUUCAGUUUUUUUCAGGGUUGGAAAUCGUGCCAAAUGGGAUAACAUUGCCGGUGGACAUCCAGGGGAGGAGUACGGGGGAGGCCUUCGUGCAGUUUGCUUCACAGGAUAUAGCUGAAAAGGCUCUAAAGAAACACAAGGAAAGAAUAGGGCACAGGUACAUUGAGAUCUUCAAGAGUAGCCGCGCUGAGGUGCGGACCCACUAUGAACCCCAGCGGAAACCCAUGGGCAUGCAGCGACCGGGCCCCUAUGACCGACCCUCCGGUGGUCGUGGCUACAACAUGAUGGGCCGAGGGGGAUCUUAUGAAAGAAUGCGUCGCGGGGUCUACGGAGGAGGAGGAGGAGGUGGUGGAGGAGGAGGAGGAGGAGGUGUGUCAGACGGACGGUACGGAGAUGGCGGUUCCUCCUUCCAGAGCACAACAGGCCACUGUGUCCACAUGAGGGGCCUGCCCUAUAGAGCCUCAGAGACAGACAUCUAUAACUUCUUCUCACCAUUGAAUCCAGUGCGGGUCCACAUUGAGAUCGGCCCAGAUGGCCGGGUAACCGGGGAGGCAGAUGUAGAGUUUGCGACGCACGAGGAUGCUGUGGCAGCCAUGUCCAAAGACAAAGCAAACAUGCAGCACCGCUAUGUGGAGCUGUUUCUGAACUCAACAGCAGGUGGCAGUAAUGGAGCAUAUGGCAGCCAGAUGAUGGGUGGCAUGGGGAACCAGUCAUCCUACAGCAGCGGCCAGCUGAGCUCAGGGUAUUCUGGUGGAUACAGCAGCCAAGGAAACAUGGGUGGCUACAAUGACUAUAUUAGGUAACCAGGGCGGGAUGGGAAGCAGUUACUAUGGCGGCGGCGGAGGAGGAGGAAGCAGAGGCUCUAUGAAUGGACUGGGCGGGGGAUGGGGAAUGUAGAUUUCCCCCCCCCCUUUAUUUGAUGUAUUUUCUUUUUAACUCAGCAUUUUGCUGGAAGGACUGGAAAUGUGAGUCUCACCUAUUCAAAGUUAGGGUAGGGUCAGGUGAGAAUGUUUUGAAAAUACUGAGUGGUAGGAUUUGUAUUUUUUUUUUUAAAAGUGGAUGAUCUUCAGAAAGAAGUGAGAUCAUCUGGUGUCACAACAAGUGUCAGAAGCAUUGUCUGUCUUCCCCAAUCCUCAGUUUUCACACAUCACAGAAAAUGUGCUUUAAAUUUUUAAUACCAGGAAGUGUGCCAUUUUUGUGUUUUUCACCAAACACCCAGUCUGUCCCACAAGGUUAACUCAUCCUCUCCUGGUGACUUUAACAAAAUUUUCAACAUGUGAGUGCAUGAACAAAAAAAAUCAGAAUGUGUCUGGUAUCUUUUGUUUUCGACCUUGUUUCAUCCUCUACAUAAUGUUUAGCUUUUUUAUUUCCAGUUGGAAGUGUUGAUCCGAAUGAUCAGAGCAUGUUCUGUUUUCUUAAGGUGGGACUGUUGAUAAAGCAGUAAGUGAAUUUCUGCUGACAUGUAGGUUUCUACUGCUUCAAAUGCUAUUUGUAUUUCCUGUGCACAAAGUGAAUAAACUAGUCUGGAAUAUCUAAUUGAAA